Molecule: messenger RNA, 3618 nt
Organism: Fundulus heteroclitus (mummichog)
Lineage: Eukaryota; Metazoa; Chordata; Actinopteri; Cyprinodontiformes; Fundulidae
Gene: epha2a
Product: eph receptor A2 a
Exons: 17
Coding region: 1-2940 (979 amino acids)
Biological process (GO): axon guidance; protein phosphorylation; cell surface receptor protein tyrosine kinase signaling pathway
Cellular component (GO): neuron projection; plasma membrane
Molecular function (GO): ATP binding; transmembrane-ephrin receptor activity; protein binding
Source: RefSeq, a predicted model, not a curated record
AUGGAGCUGGCUCGGGUCAACCUUUUCUUCUUUCUAAUUAUUAAUCGAGUAUUUAUCACCCUUCAGACAAAAGAACAUGUGUUGCUAGACAUGAGAGCCUCUGGAUCAGAGCUGGGAUGGUUGACGUCGCCGAAUGAGGCCGGGUGGGAGAUUGUUCAGACGGUGGUGAACGGCUCCCUUUUUUACACCUACAGCGUUUGUAACAUAGACUCCACCGACCAGGACAACUGGCUGCGGACGACUUUCAUUCAGAGGCGCCCGGAGAGCAGCCGCGUCUCCGUGGAGCUCCGGUUCGUCGUCCGGGACUGCAACACCUUCGACGGCGCCUCCGUCACCUGCAAGGAGACCUUCAACCUCUUCUACUCGGAGGCCGACGCCGACGUGGGGACCAGCUUCCGCGCGGGGCAGUUCCGCAAGGUGGCCACCAUCGCUCCCGACGAGGUCACGAGGGGCCGCGUGCCGAAGAUCAACACCGAGACCAAAGUCGUGGGGCCCCUGUCCAAAAAGGGCUUCUACCUGGCCUUCCAGGACAUGGGCGCCUGCGUGGCCCUGCUGUCCGUCAGGGUCUACUACAAGACGUGCCCGUCCACCGUGCAGAGCCUGGCGGCCUUCCCGGAGACGGUGGCAGAUGCCCUGCUGUCGUCUCCCGUGGCGGAGGUGGAGGGCGACUGCGUGAAGAAUGCCGUCAGUCAGACCACCCCACGCAUUCACUGCACAGCUGAGGGCGAAUGGGUGGUUCCCGUGGGCCAGUGCCAGUGUCUCCCGGGAUACGAAGCCACGGGCGACUCCUGCCAAGAAUGCAAACCAGGCUACUUCAAACCGUCUGUCUCCAGUGAGCUGUGCCAAGUUUGCCCAGAUAACACCAAGCCUUCUUCAGCUGGUGCCACCGAGUGUCUCUGCGAGGACGGCUUUUUCAGAUCCCCUUCAGACCCUCCGGCGGCAGCUUGCUCUGCUCCGCCCAGUCGCCCACGCAACCUGGCCUCCACCACCCUCUCGGGGGAGGGCCGCCUGCUGCUGUCCUGGAGCCCACCUCUGAGGACCGGAGGCCGCAGCGACCUCACCUACAGCGUGGCGUGUGAGAUCUGCGACGAGUCCCAGUGUGUGCCCUGCGGCGAGAAGAUCCGCUUCGAGAGCGGUCCGACAGAGCUUCAGAAGUCCGAAGUCGUUGCCAGCGGCCUGGAUUCUCAUCACAACUACACGUUCACCGUGGAGGCUCAUAGUGGAGUGUCCCAGCAUGGCAAGGAGAGGGCCACUGCUACCAUCACCACCACACUGGAUUAUACAAAUCCCCCCAAGGUGACGUCGAUCCAGCUGGAUGAUCGUAGUCCCACCAGCCUGUCUCUGUCCUGGACUCUGUCUCGCAGACCUCCGGCCCACAUCAAUCACCACUAUGAGCUUAUGUACCGUAAAAAAGAUAUUGAGGGAGCGAGUGAUGUGACCACUUACACGGUCCUAAUUCUGGACAAAAACUCUGUCCAGAUCAACGAUCUCACCCCAGAUACUACCUACGUGUUCAGAGUUUCGGUCAAACUGAGUUCUGAAGCUAUGCCCGGCAGCUACAGCAACGAGCACACGUUUCAUACUCCGGCUUUAGCCGAACCGCUGACACAGGACAAGACCACCUUGGUGAUGGGAGCUGUGGUCGGCGUAGCCGUUAUCCUACUUCUCGUGGUGGUCUUCCUGCUGUUCCGAAGAAGGAGACUGAUUUCUCGCAGCAGAGGACCUGAAGAUCCCUACUUUUCUACAGAUCAGCUUAAGCCUCUGAAGGCGUACGUCGACCCACACACGUACGAGGACCCUAACAUCGCCAUCCAAAAGUUCGUUAAAGAAAUCGACCCAAACUUGAUCAGCCAACAGAAAGUCAUCGGUGUUGGUGAGUUCGGGGAAGUGUUUCGUGGCGUGAUGAAGGUUCCUGGGAAACGAGAGGUGACGGUAGCCAUCAAGACGCUGAAGCCCGGCUACUCAGAGAAGCAGAGGCAGGACUUCCUUAGCGAGGCCAGCAUCAUGGGCCAGUUCUCACACCCAAAUAUCAUCCGGCUCGAAGGGGUCGUCACCAAAUUCAAGCAUGCCAUGAUAGUGACAGAAUACAUGGAGAAUGGAGCUCUUGACACGUACCUGAAGGACCACGAUACAGAGAUUCCUCCAUAUCAGCUUUUGGGAAUGCUGCGAGGAAUAGCCGCUGGCAUGAAAUACCUCUCCGACAUGAACUAUGUCCACCGGGACUUGGCGGCGAGGAACGUUCUGGUCAACAGCAACCUGGAAUGCAAGGUGUCCGACUUCGGGCUUUCCCGUGUGUUGGAGGACGACGCCGAGGGCACCUACACGACCAGAGGAGGUAAAAUCCCCAUCCGCUGGACGGCUCCAGAGGCCAUUGAAUACAGGAAGUUCACCUCGGCCAGCGACGUGUGGAGCUUCGGCAUAGUCAUGUGGGAAGUCAUGGCAUUCGGAGAACGGCCCUAUUGGGACAUGAGCAACCACGAGGUCAUGAAGGCUAUCAACGAAGCUUUCAGGCUUCCUGCUCCGAUGGAAUGCCCGGCUGCUAUCUACCAGCUCAUGCUCGAGUGCUGGCAGCACGACCGCUCCAAGCGACCCCGCUUCUCAGACAUCGUCAACAUUUUGGAUAAACUCCUGCAGUGUCCGGAGUCUUUGAAACCCAUCGCCGACUUUGACCCGCGCGUGUCCAUCCGCCUGCCCAGCACCAGCGGCUGUGACAACACGAUGUUCAGAUCGGUGUCGGAGUGGCUGGAGUCCAUCAAGAUGAGCCAGUACAACGAAAGCUUCACUCGAGCAGGGAUAACCACCAUGGAGCACGUGCUCGCCUUGAGGCCCGAAGACAUUAAGAACAUUGGAGUGCGGUUGCCCGGCCACAUGAAGAGGAUAGCAUACAGCAUCCUGGGCCUGAAAGACGAGACCAGCUCCCUCAGCGUGUUUGCAGUGUGAUCUCAGCAUUCCUCCAAAUCAAAGUGCACUGACCGGCCAUGCCAUUUCACUCACAGACUAUGAGGGGACAGAGGAGAGGAGGGGGGGGGGGUGAAACUGAGCCACGCUGCAAGGAUUUUUUUUUUUUUGUCUGUAUGUGGCCCAGCGUUGGGAGAUUAAAGAGGAGCCACCCGAACCGCUCAGAAAAGGACUGGGAACCGAGCACAUUCAUGUACUAUACCAUAACGGAAGAGAUUAAUUUAUAUAAAAAAAUGUUUCAUAUGUUGAACAUAUAUGUACUUCAUAAAAGUGUAUAAAAAAUGUGCAUAAUGUGAGAGUGCUUGCACUUGUAUAAACUGACUGAAAUAUGCCAAGCACUCACUUUUUUUUUUCUUCUUCCAGUGAUUCUGGAUCCUUCAGUCUUUUUCUUUUCACUUUUCUGUGAUUAGCGACUUGUUUUUAAAUUUGAGAAUCGCAUUUCACUCAGGGCAAAAAUCACAGAUCCUUAAUGUUUUGUAGUCAUUGUCUUCAUCACACGUUUUCAUUUGUUUACAUCAUGUCUUAAUACAACAGUUCAUUUUUAUUUAAUAUUUAUUUCAUUUUAUAUUUAUGUCAUUCGCACAUGAAAUAACAGAUCUGGCGAGUGUGAGCCCGACUGUUUGUUCUUGUGUUUGAAUAAAAUGUUUUGUUGCCUAAUGA